UCAUUUUAAUAAACCACAAGCCAACUCCCCCACAAACAAAAUGUUCAAAUUCUUCGCUUUGUGUUUAAUGGCUAUCGUUGCCUUGGCUGCUGCCAAACCUGGCAUUGUUGCUCCUUUGGCCUAUAGUGCUCCUUAUGUGGCUGCUGCUCCCUAUACUGCCGCUUAUAGCGCCGCCUACACCGCUCCCUAUGUUGCUGCCUCGCCCUAUGUUGCCGCUUCACCCUAUGUUGCCGCUGCUCCCUAUGCCAGCGCCUACACUUAUCCUUAUGCCGCUUCUUACUUCUUGCGUAAAUAGAUCGGAAACUUUGGAUUGUUAUUUUGAUGAACAUUUAAUGGCUAAAGUGUGUUAAACGAUUUGUGACUGAAAUAAAAUUACUCUUGCAUAGCAAGGCCAACCUAGAA
This is a messenger RNA of Stomoxys calcitrans (stable fly), 402 nucleotides long. Its product is annotated as cuticle protein 16.5-like. Lineage: Eukaryota; Metazoa; Arthropoda; Insecta; Diptera; Muscidae. The record is from RefSeq and is a predicted model, not a curated record. The transcript is spliced from 2 exons. Bases 41 to 295 code for a protein of 84 amino acids.